Messenger RNA from Patiria miniata (bat star), 1387 nucleotides. Its product is annotated as dopamine D2-like receptor. The record is from RefSeq and is a predicted model, not a curated record. The transcript has a single exon. Gene Ontology annotation, cellular component: membrane. Gene Ontology annotation, biological process: G protein-coupled receptor signaling pathway. Lineage: Eukaryota; Metazoa; Echinodermata; Asteroidea; Valvatida; Asterinidae. Gene Ontology annotation, molecular function: G protein-coupled receptor activity. Bases 329 to 1387 code for a protein of 352 amino acids.
UGCACUAUGCAUCCUUGGUUUCCGUUGAGCUAGAGAAGAAUAAUAACAGCAUAAAUAUAAGAUAUAUGCAGUUAUAAAGCCGUAGUAGUGGAAUACGUGCACAACUGCACAGACUGUAUUGUUUGUGAUAUGAACAGACAGGAGGCGAGCCUUGAUUAGAAAAAAAAGUUUGCUUCUGACACUUGACUUACUCAGCGUACGGGACAUGGGCUACGGAAAGAUAACUGAUAGUUUGAAAUCGAGUGAGUUUGUAAAGGAAGAGCUUUAAAGCUGAAUCUUUAGUAUUUCAGCGGUACAAUAUUUGUUAGAAGAUUCCUCGCUAUACAGAAUGCAUAAUGAGUCAACAACUACUGAGGGGACAUGCUUUGGUAAUUGCACUGUCGAAUCUGAUGCAGGAAGGGUUGUGUAUCAGUCAUUCAUCGAGAGGCAGAUUCUUGCUGCCAUUUUUAUCACCAUCGCCAUCUUGGGCACCGUUGGUAACAGUUUCGUCAUCCUUGCUGUCGCUUGGACCAAGAAGCUUCGGACAAUAACUAAUGUCUUUGUGGUCAAUUUGGCUGUUGCUGAUGUCUUGACCUGCGUUUUUAUGCCGUGGCAGGUUGUGGCGAUCCUGGGAGGGAAUGCGUGGCCCAUCCCGGGGGCGCCGUGGGUGUGUGCCAUGGCGGGCUUCGUCGUCGUUGUCACCUUCGGAUGCAGCAUCAACAGCCUGGCUCUGAUCGCCGUCAACCGUUGGGUGGGCAUCACCAAGUCUCGCGUCACCACCCGUCGCAUCUACACCGCCCGUAAGCUCGCUCUGAUGGUCAUCUUCUCCUGGGCCAUACCACUCGGCUGCGCCCUAACGCCGGUCCUGACAGACUUUGGCGAACUGGGCUACGAGAAGCUGUACGCCACUUGCACCUGGGAUAUCUCGAACACAUAUUCUGCCUAUUACAACAUUCUACUCACAGUAGUCUGCUAUCCAAUUCAAACUACCGUGAUCAUUUUCAGUUACAUGUCAAUAUUCUGUUACGUCCGUAGAACAACUCACAGAAUGGUCGAAGUAGUCGUUUCAUCAGACUCGCAUGAAAUAGGCGAUGAAAGGAUGCGACGGAACUUAUGGAAGAGGCAACUAGGCGUUACAAAGAACUUACUGUACAUCAUAUUAGCGUUCAUGGUAUGUCUCACGCCAUACUUUGUGGCCAUCGUGGUGUAUACCGACUGGAGCUACCGCUUGACGCCCUGGGCGGGCGCCAUCUUGUUCUGCAACAGUUUCGUGAACCCCAUCAUUUACGCAACCUCGCACCCAGACUUCAAAAGGGUUUUCAGUCACGUGAUAAGGUAUCGGAGGAUUCCCAGAAGCGGUUCAUUUAAGCGGCCAAUAUCCCCAACAAACACGGGCUCUGAUGCAUGA